Agrilus planipennis (emerald ash borer) is the source of this 981-nucleotide messenger RNA. RefSeq names its product heparin sulfate O-sulfotransferase (gene Hs2st). Gene Ontology annotation, cellular component: membrane. Lineage: Eukaryota; Metazoa; Arthropoda; Insecta; Coleoptera; Buprestidae. Gene Ontology annotation, molecular function: heparan sulfate 2-sulfotransferase activity. The annotation marks the transcript as partial. The transcript has 6 exons. The record is from RefSeq and is a predicted model, not a curated record.
AACCUGUCAACAAUAUCUAUUUGUACGUUAAUUUACUAUGGCUUUCAAAUUUCCUACUUGUUUGAUCGUGUGAAUAAUAUAGGUAUCGUCAAAAAUAAAAUAAGUUACGAAGAAAAUUAUUUGAGGAACAGGAUUAACCAUGAAGACAAUUUGGUUGUAAUAUAUAACAGGGUUCCUAAAACUGCUUCAACUAGUUUUGUAGGAAUUGCAUAUGACUUAUGCAAACAAAAUAAGUUUCAUGUAGUUCACAUUAAUGUCACAUCCAAUAAUCAUAUAUUAUCUUUAAGUAAUCAGAUUAAGUUAGCAUGGAACAUAUCGCAGUGGGAUUCUUUAAAGCCUGCCCUUUAUCAUGGUCAUUUUGCCUUUUUGGAUUUUCAGAAGUAUGGGAAUAACAAGCCAUUUUUUAUUAACAUAAUUCGGAAGCCGCUAGAUAGAAUGGUAUCAUAUUAUUAUUUUUUAAGAUAUGGUGAUAAUUUCCGACCAUAUUUGGUAAGAAGAAAGCAUGGUGAUACAAUGACAUUUGAUGAAUGCGUAAUAAAUGAAAAUUCAGACUGCAGUCCAAACAAUAUGUGGCUUCAGGUGCCAUUUUUUUGUGGACAUGCUGCGAAUUGUUGGAAACCUGCAAGUAAAUGGGCGCUUACCGAAGCCAAGAAGAAUCUAAUCAAUAACUACCUUGUUGUUGGCGUAACAGAAGAAUUAAAAGAUUUUGUGCAAGUAUUAGAAUUAAGUUUGCCCAGGAUGUUUAGUGGAGCAGUUGAUUAUUUCAUGAAAAGCAAUAAGUCUCAUUUACGUCAAACGAUUCAGAAAACGCCACCAUCAGAAGAAACAAUUAAUAUACUAAAACAAUCACCGGUUUGGCAAAUGGAAAACGAUUUCUACGAAUUUGCACUCGAACAGUUUCACUUCAUUAAAAAACAAAUUCAGACUCAACAAAAGUUUAUUUAUGAAAAAAUUAGACCUAAAUAAAUCAAUUAAAGCAUU